AUGAAGAAACUAGGAGUGGCAAUAAGAGCAGGGGUCACAUUAUUAUAUCUGUCCCAGGCGUAUUCCUUUUAUAAUGAAAAUGCUGCCCGGUGCCAGUUAUUUGGGAUAAGCUAUAAUGACUGCAUCGGAUCUAUAUACAGGCCUUCUUCAAUAUACGAUGCAUAUAUUAAGAGCUUCAAUCUACCAAUACAUAAGGAUGAAAUAUGUUCAUUUUCUGCAUGUAAGGCAGCACUGCUAGGCAGUGGUUCAGACAGGUUUAUAAAUAUUACACAGAACGCGCACCCGCCUGGCAAUUGUGUAUGCUUAGGGUCUGCGAUGUGCGGAUGUGAGGUGAUUGCUGUUCCACAGCCUGCUCCACCCGCUAUUUACAAGAUUCCAACUAUUUCUAUUCCUACAAUAGAGCCUGUCCAUCAUGUUGUGACAAAGACCGUGAGUGAAAUAAAAACAAUUACUGUAAAGGCCUCAGAGCCAGUGGUUGAAGUGCCACCAGUGGAAUAUGGAAGGCCCGUGAUAUCUACUGUUGCACAUCUGUCUAAUAACAGCGACCAGGUUAACCAGGAGCUUCUUCUAAAGCUAAGCAAGCAGAUAGAAUUGCUUUCUUCGGAUAACUACCGCCCAACACCAUGGCCAGAGCAGCCGCCGGUUUUAAAGCAAGAGAGCAACACUCCUGUGGUGUCUAUGCACUCUAAUGCUGAAGAUAUUCAUUCUAUUGGCAACGUCAUUACCAUUCCAUACUCAACAGUUACAACAACAAUGCAUGUGACAGUCCCUAUAUAUAAGACAACAGUCCGAACGCAAUACGUUGUUAACACAGUGGACAAUUACAUGACAGAGACUAAGACAAAAACAGAAACCAAGACAGAAACCAAAACAGAGCCAAAGACGGUAAUUAAAACCAUUACAGAAACUAUCAGUGAUCAUAUUGAAAGAACCAAAUUUAGAACUGUUUAUAUGCCCAAAACGGUUACUAUUAACCAAAUAUCUACAGUCACAAAGUAUUCGGCGAAAACAAUAACAGUCACAAAGACGCAACCAGCUCCACAGAAGAAAGAAGUAAAGAAUAAUUCUUUUAUAAAUCUGGCAAAGAUCAAAAAUAGUCUUUCUUUCGGGGCAUCUUCUGUGAAUAUUAGGCAUAAGAUAGAACAGAAGCCAACAAACAAGAAGUACUUUAUUGUGCAAAAAGAAGUAAAGAAUAAGCUUGUAUGCCAGCAGGCCUGCACCAAUCCAAAGAUCCCCCUCUCUGGAGAGUGCUCAGUUAGUGCAAUUGGAGUCUGCCCCCCAUUACACGCACAGACUGGAUUUAAAUCUUCUGUUGCAGUGAAUAGCAUGCAAGAUACUGAAUGCAAAAACAAAGACUGCACUGAGCUAGUUAGAACUGUUUAUGUUAGAGCACCCGGAAGCGCUCCCGAAACAAACCAGCAAGGAAAUAAGACAGUUAAAUAGAAAAUUUUCUCUUCUAGCAGUGUAAGUAUGAUUCUUAACUGUGAUAAGUAUUCUGGCCAGAUUCCCAUUUUAGC
This is a messenger RNA of Nematocida parisii ERTm1, 1517 nucleotides long. RefSeq lists its product as uncharacterized. The coding region runs from base 1 to 1443 and encodes 480 amino acids. The record is from RefSeq and is a predicted model, not a curated record. The transcript has a single exon. NCBI's taxonomy places the organism in Eukaryota, Fungi, Microsporidia.